UAUCUAUCAAGGUUGAAUAUAUGCCGGAGGAAAUGAGCCUUUCAGUGAAUGGUCAGUCUCGGGUGCCUCCGGGCUUCCGGUUUCACCCAACAGAAGAAGAGCUCCUUCAUUACUACCUGAGAAAGAAGGUCGCUUAUGAGAAGAUCGACUUGGACGUCAUUCGGGACGUCGACCUUAACAAGCUCGAGCCCUGGGAUAUUCAAGAAAAGUGCAAAAUAGGAUCCACUCCACAGAAUGAUUGGUACUUCUUCAGCCACAAAGACAAGAAGUACCCCACCGGAACCAGAACUAAUAGAGCAACGGCAGCCGGGUUCUGGAAAGCUACAGGACGUGAUAAGGUCAUUUACAGUAACUCUAAGCGUAUUGGAAUGCGGAAGACCCUCGUCUUCUAUAAAGGUCGAGCCCCACACGGCCAGAAAUCCGAUUGGAUCAUGCAUGAGUACAGGCUUGAUGAUAACCUAACAACCUCCUCCUCCUCGUCUGAUCCUAACGCAUCAAAUUCGAUGGGGGGAGAAGCGGCACAGGAAGAGGGGUGGGUGGUUUGCCGUGUGUUCAAGAAGAAGAACCAUCAUAAGGCUAUAGACAGCCCCAAAAGCUCUGCCAUCACCAUUGAAGCAAAGGCGGCCCACAUGUUAAACCCAAGCAAUGAUGGCGCCUUGGACCAGAUUCUUCAGUACAUGGGAAGGAGUUGUAAGCAGGAGAAUGAUUUCACAAGCCCCCUGAAUAUUAAUAAUAAUGGUCUCAACAACAUCCACACCAUCACAGGCACCACCAACACCACCACCAACAACAACCACAGCAACAACCACCACAGCAACUUGAGGUUUCUCAGACCGAUCGAGAUAGCCAUCAACAAUGGACUCCACGAGAGAUUCAUGCAACUUCCAGCACUGGAGAGUCCAACGCUUACUUCACUACCAAACGAUCGGAGUCAGGACUGUGGAGGCCAAGCUUGUUAUCCACCGCUCGAUGAAGGACAGGUGUUGUCCGAUGCCGACCUUGGAGGAGGCACGGGGCAUCUCAACCCGGUCUACCACUCGGAACCAGGACUGAGUGACUGGGCAGCCCUGGAUCGGCUGGUUGCCUCCCACCUGAAUGGCCAAGCAGAGACUUGCAACCACCUGGCCUGCUUUAACGAACCCACCAUGGCCUUCUCUUCACCCGCAGGUCCACUUCCUCAUGCUGAAGAUGAUGAUGAUGAUGAUGAUGAUGAUCAAGAUGAUCAUCACCUACCAUUGCCAUUGCCAUUGCCACUGCCACAGCUUCGCUCCUCCACUUCCAACUUCAUCAACAGAUCAUAUCAUAACACCCACGACUACAAUAGCGAAAUCGAUCUAUGGAACUUCACCAGAUCAUCGUCAUCCUCAUCCGACCCACUGUGCCACGUGUCCAAUGCUUCUUUAUAGCCAAAUAUCCCUCCC
This is a messenger RNA of Telopea speciosissima, 1421 nucleotides long. Its product is annotated as NAC domain-containing protein 43-like. Gene Ontology annotation, biological process: regulation of DNA-templated transcription. The record is from RefSeq and is a predicted model, not a curated record. The transcript has 3 exons. Gene Ontology annotation, molecular function: DNA binding. The coding region runs from base 21 to 1406 and encodes 461 amino acids. Lineage: Eukaryota; Viridiplantae; Streptophyta; Magnoliopsida; Proteales; Proteaceae.